Megachile rotundata (alfalfa leafcutting bee) is the source of this 1908-nucleotide messenger RNA. Its product is annotated as solute carrier family 35 member G1. Gene Ontology annotation, cellular component: membrane. The record is from RefSeq and is a predicted model, not a curated record. Lineage: Eukaryota; Metazoa; Arthropoda; Insecta; Hymenoptera; Megachilidae.
UCGUGUAAAAUCGGAUAUGCGGGAACAUUUGAAAUUUUUUAAUAAAAAAAAGGAAUAAUGGUGUAAAACAUUGAACUAUUUGAAGAAUAAUUAUUAAAUGAGACACUUUUUAAUACACUAAUUUCAUAUUAUAACAGAAGAUAUAUAAACAUUUAUAAAUAAAAAGUAAUAUCAAAAAGUAAUUUAAUGAUCAUUCUAUACCAAUGAUUUAAGAUGAUAUUUGUUACACAAUUCGUUUGCCUUUCAAUGCAAUCAUGUCAAAAAUUGCUUACUUCAUGCAAGUAACAACGUGAUGUCUCAAUUAAAAUAGUAAUUGAAAAAAUGUAAGGGCCAUUAAUAGCAAUGAAUGAGAAUGUGUUAACAAAAGUUCUAAUAUAAUUUUAGUCUUCCAAAUGAUUAUAAAUGUACCAUACCAAUUAUUUAAUAUAUAAUUUUACUUGUAUAUCUGUACAUUGUGGUUAACCAUUUAUUGAAUUGAUUACAGAAAUGUCAGAACAUGUUGAACUGCAGCAUUUAGUCGAUACUGACAUUGAAAGUAAUAUAACAACACGACAGAAACAAUUUUCAAUUUUAAUGUGCAAAUCCUGUCCUUACCUUGGCCUAAUAUUAGCAACGCUGUCGUCAUUAUUUUUUUCAUUAUGCAGUGUUAUUGUAAAAGGUUUAGUGGAAGUAAAUCCAAUGGAAUUAGCAGCAUUUCGGUUUGUGGGUGUAUUGUUACCAGCGAUACCAAUUGUAAUAUAUAAAGGAGAACAUCCUUUUCCAAAGGGACGUAGACUAAUGCUAAUAUUAAGAAGUUUUGUAGGGACCACUGGCCUUAUGCUGAGUUUCUAUGCAUUUCGACAUAUGCCAUUAGCUGAUGCAUCUGUCGUAGUUUUCUCUGUUCCUGUUUUUGUAGCUAUAUUUGCAAAAAUAUUUUUAAAAGAGCCUUGUGGGUUAUUUAAUGUUAUUACUGUCUGUCUAACAUUGGUUGGUGUAAUUUUAAUAACACGUCCUCCACUUAUUUUUGGAGAUACCGUAGAAUCACUUUCAGAUGGACACGUGAAAACAGAACAUGCAGAUUUAUGGGGUGCUGUUGCAGCUUUUUCGGCAACUCUUUUUGGUGCAAAUGCAUACAUUUUAUUGCGAGCUUUAAAAGGUCUUCAUUUUUCAGUAAUCAUGACAAAUUUUGGGUCUUUUGCUUUAAUUCAAACAAUAAUAAUAUCUUGGGCUAUAGGUGCUCUUUGCUUACCACGUUGUGGGACCGAUAGACUUUUAGUUGUUGCACUUGCACUUUUUAGUUUUGGGGGACAGAUACUAUUAACUUUAGCUUUACAGAUGGAACAAGCAGGACCAGUUGCAAUAGCAAGGUCAGCAGAUAUUGUGUUUGCCUUUUUUUGGCAAGUUCUAUUUUUUAAUGAAAUACCAAAUCCUUAUUCAGUAGGAGGAGCAAUUGUAGUCACAAGUUCAGUUUUAUUAACAGGAUUAAGAAAAUGGGCUCUUUCAUUACCAGAAACAUCUAAUGUUAAAAAAUCUUUAGGUAUUUUGGUGAUGUAGAAUUAUAGAGUACAACUUGCAAAGCAAAGAACAAAUUUUCAAAUAUAUUAUAUCUUUUUACAAUGUUAAAAUUUAUUUUCACAUCUAUUUUAUAUUUUAUUUAAUUUAUAUGAAUUGUUCAAAAAUGUGAAUUAUAAUCGUAAUGAUAAGAAUUUCUUGGUAAAUUUUCAUAUAAUCAGAAAUAUAUUACAAUUGGUUAAAUUGAUUAUUUGAAUAUAUUUAUAAAAAUAAUAUAUUUGUUCUAUAUGAAUAGACUUAGAAAAUUUUAUAACACUAAAUUAUUUCAACUUAUGGCAGCAGAAAUAUUACUAUAAGCAUGUUAUAAAUUCAUCUAAUAAUAAUAAAAGUAUGAUUAAAUCUAAAAUUAAAUGCUUA